Molecule: messenger RNA, 4932 nt
Organism: Knipowitschia caucasica
Lineage: Eukaryota; Metazoa; Chordata; Actinopteri; Gobiiformes; Gobiidae
Source: the annotation of a GenBank genome assembly
AUGUCCUACACCUUUUCCAUGGGGGAGGAACAAGUUCAAAGUGUUGGAGAUAAGAGUACAUGCAAGCUGUACAGUGGAAUGGCCCUGGCAUUUUGUGGCAACGAGAAUGAUAUAAAUGCCUACAAUGUGGACUAUGGCGUGCUCAACAACGGCUGCUUUGUUGAUGCUCUCAACCUGGUUCCUCAUGUCUUCCUGCUCUUCAUCACCUUCCCCAUCCUCUUCAUCGGCUGGGGCAGUCAGAGCUCAAAGGUCCAGAUCCAUCAUAACACAUGGCUCCAUUUUCCUGGACACAACAUGAGGUGGAUCCUGACUUUCUCUCUGCUGUUUGUUCAUGUGUGCGAGUUUGCAGAGGGAAUAGUCUCCAACAAGAUGAUGACGACCAACCACCUCCAUCUCUUCAUGCCAGCUUUCAUGGGCUUUAUUGCUGCCACGACAUCAGUAGUUUAUUACCACAACAUAGAGACCUCUAAUUUCCCAAAGCUCCUGCUCGUUUUAUUCAUCUACUGGGUGUUGGCCUUCAUCACGAAAACGAUCAAGCUAUGGAAGUUUGCCGAGUAUAGCGUUGGGCCUCAACAUUUGCGCUUCUGCAUCACCGCCCUCUUAGUGAUCUUGUACGGGCUCCUGAUGGCUGUGGAGAUCAAUGUCAUCAGAGUUAGGAAAUAUGUUUUCUUUGCAAAUCCUCAAAAGGUGAAGCCGCCCGAAGAUUUGCAAGAUUUGGGGGUUCGCUUCCUGCAACCCUUUGUAAAUUUGCUUUCAAAGGCGACAUACUGGUGGAUGAAUCCUCUCAUCAUGGGAGCCCAUAAAAGACCUAUCGAGCUGAAGAAGAUCGGGAAGCUGCCUAUAGCUAUGAGAGCACUCACCAACUACCUGCGCCUGAAGGAUGCAUAUGAGGACCAAAGGACCGCUGAAGACCCAGACCGUGCCCCCUCCAUCUGGCGCUCCAUGUACCGGGCGUUUGGUCGGCCCAUCCUCCUCAGCAGCACCUUCCGCUAUCUGGCCGACCUGCUGGGCUUCGCUGGACCCCUCUGCAUCUCUGGCAUCGUCAAGUGUCUGGAGAGUGAAAACAAGACAACUGUUUCUAAAGACAUAUAUUUUGGCGUUCAUUUCAUGUCCUCCACGGAACUUCUGCAAAACUCUUCAGUCCUCGCGGUUCUUCUGUUUCUGGCUUUGAUCUUACAGAGAACCUUUCUUCAGGCUUCAUACUAUGUUACUAUAGAAACGGGUAUAAACUCACGAGGAGCUCUUUUGGCAAUGAUCUACAACAAAAUCCUUCGGUUGUCGACCUCCAACAUGUCAAUGGGCGAGGUCACACUGGGACAAAUCAACAAUUUAGUUGCCAUAGAAACCAACCAGCUGAUGUGGUUUUUGUUCCUCUGUCCAAAUCUGUGGGCGAUGCCAGUGCAGAUUGUGAUGGGUGUGAUCCUCCUCUACUACUUAUUAGGCUCCAGUGCUUUGGUCGGAGCGUCUAUCAUUGUUCUUUUGGCUCCAGUGCAGUAUCUCAUAGCAACUAAACUCGCAGACACGCAGAAAAUCACUCUAGAACACUCUACAGACCGUUUGAAAACGACCUCAGAGAUCUUAAAGGGAAUAAAGCUUCUUAAGCUUUAUGCUUGGGAGAAUAUCUUCUGUGACAGUGUGGAGGGCACAAGAGCUAAAGAACUCACCAGUCUGAAGACCUUUGCUUUCUACACGUCUUUGUCCAUUUUCAUGAAUGCUGCAAUCCCCAUUGCUGCUGUGCUUGUGACGUUUGUGAUGCAUCAUUGCAUCAAUGAAACUGGACCAAGUUCCUCUGAGGCCUUUGCAGCUUUGGCUUUGUUUCACAUCCUGGUUACACCGCUGUUCCUGCUUUCCACCGUGGUCAGAUUUGCUGUGAAGGCUUUGAUCAGUGUACAGAAACUGGGAGAGUUUCUUCAGAGUGAUGAAAUUGGAGAUGACAGCUGGAGAAAUGGUGACAUGCCUGUGCCAUUUGAGGCUGGUAAAAAACAUAUGGGAACGACCAAAGCCAUAAACAGGAAGCAGCCCAUUCGUUAUCAAAUGGAUAGCUAUGAGCAGCCAACAAGGCGACAGCUGAGACCGUCAGAAACCGAGGAUGUGGCCGUGAAGGUGAUCAAUGGAUGUUUUACCUGGGGAAGCAACCUGUCCACUCUGUCAGACAUCAACAUCAGCAUCCCUACAAGUCAGCUGACAAUGAUCGUAGGCCAAGUGGGUUGUGGGAAAUCCUCUCUUCUUCUGGCGAUGUUGGGCGAAAUGCAAUCCAUGGAUGGGAAAGUCUUUUGGAGCAAUAAAAACAGGUACUCUGUGGCCUAUGCUGCGCAGAAGUCCUGGCUGCUCAAUGCAACAGUGGAAGAAAACAUCACAUUUGGAAGCCCCUUUAACAAACAAAGGUACAAAACAGUAAUUGAUGCCUGUUCGCUUCAGCCAGACAUCGAUCUGUUACCGUUUGGUGAUCAAACAGAAAUUGGAGAGAGAGGAAUCAAUCUAAGUGGAGGACAGCGGCAGAGAAUCUGUGUAGCAAGGGCACUGUACCAGAACACCAACAUUGUCUUCUUGGAUGACCCAUUUUCUGCCCUUGACAUCCACCUCAGUGAUCACCUGAUGCAGGAGGGCAUCCUCAAGUUCCUCCAGGACGACAAACGGACCGUGGUUCUGGUGACUCACAAGCUGCAGUAUCUCAUACACGCAGACUGGAUUAUUGCCAUGAAGGACGGCUCCGUGUUAAGAGAGGGAACUCUGAAAGACAUUCAGACUCACGACAUUGAACUUUACGAUCACUGGAAGACGCUCAUGAACCGACAGGACCACGGGCUGGAAAAGGAUGUGCAGCAGGACAGUCAAACAACACUUGAGAGGAAGACACUAAGGAGAGCGUUUUACUCCAGAGAGGCCAAGCUCGAUGAUGAAGACGAAGAGGAAGAAGAGGAGGAAGAAGAAGAUGAUAAUUUAUCCACAGCCACAAUCAGAAGAUCAAAAAUCCCAUGGAAGGUGUGCUGGUGUUACAUGUCCUCUGGUGGCUUCCUCAUGGUUUUCCUCAUGGUGUCCUCCAAGCUUCUCAAACACUCUGUUAUUGUUGCCAUUGACUACUGGCUAGCCUUCUGGACCUCCUCCAAAACCAGCCAGAGCCGGCCAGACUUCACCAAUGUCACCGUCACCAACGACACAAGCAGCCAACCGACCCUAGCGCCAGUAAAUGCAGCGGAUGGUUCGUAUUACCUGCCAGUCUUCAUCGCUUUGUGCGCCGCUGGGAUAGCUCUCUGCCUCAUCACCUCGCUCACGGUGGAGUUUCUGGGUCUUUCCGCUGCCACCAACCUUCAUCACAAUCUGCUCAACAAGAUCAUCCAUGCCCCGAUUAGAUUUUUUGAUAUCACACCACUGGGUCAGAUUCUCAACAGGUUUUCUGCUGAUACGAACAUUAUUGAUCAGCACAUUCCCCCCACUCUGGAGUCCUUGACCAGAUCUACACUGCUCUGUUUAACUGCCAUUGGGGUCAUUUCCUCCAUUACUCCCAUUUUUCUGAUUGCUUUGGUUCCCCUGGCAGUAGCUUUUUACUUCAUCCAGAAGUAUUUCCGGGUUGCCUCAAAAGAUCUUCAGGAUUUAGAUGACUCCACGCAGCUUCCUCUGCUCUGUCACUUUUCUGAAACCGCUGAAGGCCUGACAACUAUUAGAGCUUUCAGACAUGAAGCACGGUUUAAACAGAGAAUGCUGGAGCUGACGGACACCAACAACACGGCGUACCUGUUCCUGUCUGCUGCUAAUCGCUGGCUGGAAGUUCGCACAGAUUAUCUUGGUGCAGUAAUUGUCCUCACAGCAGCCGGAGCCUCUAUUUGGAGCUCGCUCUAUGGUCUGCCGUCUUCAGGGGGUCUGGUCGGACUUGGCCUCACGUACGCUCUGACCGUGACCAACUACUUGAACUGGGUUGUGAGAAAUCUGGCUGACCUGGAAGUGCAGAUGGCAGCUGUGAAAAAGGUCAACAGUUUCCUCGGCACAGAAUCAGAGAAUUAUGAGGGGUCAAUGGACACCUCUCAAGUUCCCGAGAACUGGCCUCGUAACGGAGAAAUUAAAAUCCAGGAUCUGUGUGUGCGCUACGACCCCAUGCUCAAACCAGUGCUUAAACAUGUAAACGCUUUUAUCCAGCCGGGACAGAAGGUGGGGAUCUGCGGCCGCACGGGCAGCGGCAAGUCCUCGCUGUCACUCGCCUUUUUCAACAUGGUGGACAUUUUUGAAGGAAAAAUUGUCAUUGAUGGGAUUGACAUUUGCAAACUGCCUUUGCACACUCUCCGGUCACGACUCUCCAUAAUUCUACAGGAUCCAGUCUUAUUCAGUGGCUCAAUCAGGUUCAAUCUGGAUCCUGAGAAGAGUUGUACAGACGAUCGACUGUGGGAGGCUUUAGAAAUUGCUCAGCUUAAAAACAUGGUGAAAGCUCUUCCUGGAGGACUAGAUGCUGUUGUGACUGAAGGAGGAGAGAACUUCAGUGUGGGUCAGAGGCAGCUCUUCUGUUUGGCUCGAGCUUUUGUUAGAAAGAGCAGCAUCCUCAUUAUGGAUGAAGCCACUGCAUCUAUCGACAUGGCAACGGAGAACAUCUUGCAGAAAGUAGUUAUGACUGCAUUUGCAGACAGGACGGUUGUGACAAUAGCACACAGAGUGUCUUCUAUUCUGGACGCGGAGCAGGUGAUGGUUUUUUCCUCUGGGAUCCUGGUGGAGAGUGACUCUGCUUCAAACCUCCUGAAACAAGAGGAGAGUCUCUUCAGUGUGCUAAGAUUCAGUUUGGGUCAGCGGAACAUUUUCUGCUUGUGCUUGCAUCGUGUCCACACCAUCCUGACCGCCGACCUGGUUAUCGUGAUGAAGCGAGGGAACAUUAUGGAGUCUGACAAACCAGAGACGCUGCUGGAGCAAGAAGAUGGCAUGUUCGCCUCCUUCGUGAAAGCAGACAUGUGA